UCAACCUACGAUCUUAACACGAUACGGGACGACUUUGUUUUUAUUCCAUUUUAAGUAUUUUAACUAAUCGGGAACGCCCCAUAAUGGUUGAUGAUUUGCGUAAAUAUUUGAACCAUUUACUGGAAAAAGUAAAUGGCUUACAUAGCAUAAUAAUAACGGACAGAGAUGGAGUCCCUCUGGUGCGGGCGGUGACUGAAAGAGCGCCGCAGCUUGCCUUGAGGCCUAACUUUAUAUCAACGUUCGGUAUGGCGACCGAUCAAGCCAGCAAACUGGGUUUAGGAAGAAACAAGACUAUCAUAUCGAUGUACUCCAGCUAUCAGGUGAUACAAAUGAACAAGCUGCCCCUAGUGAUAACUUUCAUCGGUAGCGACAACUGCAACACAGGUCACAUCCUGUCUUUAGAGAGUCAGAUAGAACCGUUCUUAAAGGAUCUGGCGGCUGUGGUUCAAGAUGCGCCUUGAGAGUAAAUGAGUAUAGUCAUAAAAUAAAUAUAAAUCAAGUCAUUCUAAGCUAAUUCUAUACAGAUUUUGAAGUGGUAGAGUGUGUCAGGGAGCAAAACAGCCACACUUUUCAAUUUAAAAUCAGUCCAGAGUUAGCUUAGGCCACUGCAUCUGUCCAAUUUUUAAUCAAAUAUUUUUUUAUCUCUCAUAUUUUACUUAAUGAGAGAGUGGGAUGCAAGGUUAAUUUUGAUUAAAAAUUGGACAGGUAAACGCCACACUUAUAUACUGUCAUAAUACAUGUAUGUAAGUCUGUGGCAGUCCUUAAAUGUAUACUAACAAUGUAAUACGUCUAUUUCAAUCAGUCUCAAAAAUAAAUGGCAUGUUUAUAUUUAACUUUCGUCUUCAACAAUAAUUGAAACUUGUUUAAUAAUAACUAAACUAUUUAGUUUUGAGACUGUCAAUUUUAUGUAUGAGUACAUUCACCGUCAAUAAUAUCAUCAAAAAGAACACUGCAUAAACAUCUGACACACUUAUGGCUCUAGAAAUAAGAAUGUGUCAGAUAUUUUUGCUGUCUUCUCUUUGUGCAAUCUUAUCACUGCUGACUGUGCAUGAAUAUGUCAGUGUUUUGUAAAUAUUUAAUAAUAAGAUAAUUAAUGUCACUCUAAAAUGUUUAUCAGUAAUUUAAUUCUUAUUUUUUACUCAGUGCCAAGUUGUGGCCAAUUUGAUUUUUAUUAUUGUUCAAACCUUAUUUUCUAUUAAGAAAACAAUCGUUAUGUAGUAAAGGAUUUCAUUUAUUCAAUGAUAAUUGUAAAACAUCAAUAGUAAAAACUUUUGUACAGCAAUUUUAUCAACAAUAAAUAAUAUUUCAUAUUUACAACAUUUUAUACAAUCUCAAUUUUUGGAAGCUUUAAUCUCUAAUCAAAAUCUUAAAUUGUGCUGAUGGUAGCCAAGAACAAGAUCUUGUGCAGAAAA
This is a messenger RNA of Leguminivora glycinivorella, 1412 nucleotides long. RefSeq names its product ragulator complex protein LAMTOR3 homolog (gene Lamtor3). The coding region runs from base 84 to 461 and encodes 125 amino acids. The record is from RefSeq and is a predicted model, not a curated record. The transcript is spliced from 3 exons. Gene Ontology annotation, biological process: cellular response to amino acid stimulus; positive regulation of TOR signaling. Gene Ontology annotation, cellular component: Ragulator complex. Lineage: Eukaryota; Metazoa; Arthropoda; Insecta; Lepidoptera; Tortricidae.